UUACCGAUUACCCUAUUACCCUUGAAUUAAUUCUUUGAGUUCGCCUCGAGUUUCAAGUAAAUCCCUGAAACAAACGAUCUCGCGCGUAGAUAUAUAAACUUGCCUAAACAAACGACUUCCUUUUUCCCAUGUUGCCCUUCUGAAACGUCCCGGGACAGUUCGAAGUAUCGAUAACGAAGCACUUCUCUCAUACUCCAUACAUUCCAUGGUGCCUUGUCCCAUGAAUCUUUACCCAGUGUUUACAAAUAAUUGUCGUUGCAGUCGAUAAAAUACGACCGCAUACAUUUACAUUAGGACGAAUCCCUCGGAGACUGAGUCAUUCAGUGCAGUCGACACGAGUUCCAUCGAUCUGCCAGUCGAGCGAGACUGCUCGCAUUGAGAGGGUUGCUGCUUCUAUUGCGUUCCAUUUCGAGCGAUUCGUUGGUACCGGUUUGAAAAUAAAAAAAGAUAUUCUUUUUGUUUUAAAUAUAACGUAGUUAACAAUAAGUGAGUACAGUGAUAAAUUUUUUUUUUUUAUUUUGUGAAAAAUACUUGUCAGAGGUUCUUUAACUUAUUUUUGUGAUGAUAAAUGAGAAUUGAAAGAUUGAAAAUUGUUUAAGUGAAGAAAGUGAAAAUUUUAUUACUUGUGACUGGAGGAUUCUUUCUUUUUGGAUGUUCUUGAUGGGUUGACAGAUCUUGAGAAACCUGUUGCUUCUAAUUUUGAUACGCGAUAAAUUUAACAUAAAGAAUAUGAAUUUUGUAUGAAGAUUGUUUAACAGAUGUUUUGAGUGUUAAAAUCAAUGAUUUUUGUCUAGUAUUAUAAACGAAAAAUAAAAAUUUAAGUGUUGCAUGCGAUCUGCAGUGUCAAAAUGACAGUUGCUUAUAACGACGGCAACAGCUCACGAUGCGCUCGCAUCGAAUCUGAAAAAUUGCGGCAGAGGACUCGGCAGGGUGCGCGGAAUCGAGUUUACUCGAAAACCAUAAUCUUUCCUAUGUUCCUGCGACACCGUUCGAAGGAAAUUGGAAUACUUGAAAAUUCAUCACAAGACAUGUCUCAAGUUCCUCUUAUCACAAACACGGAAACUGGUACAACAGAAUCCUCAGCCUCCAAUAUGGUGAUACUUGAGGCCGGUCCACCUGGUGAUACCUGGAGGUACUGCGUAGAAAGGGAACGACUUGCCGAAAAGUCCGAAUUGUUCCGUGCGAUGCUCGUUGGCCCGCUUGCACCUGCCCCAAGUGAUCCUCCGCCUCUCCUUCAGCUGCAACACGUGGAAAAACGUGCUUUCGAUCAUGUGCUCAGAAUAAAAAAAUGUCCAUCAAAAGUGUGGUUAAAAAUUCGAGUUCAACGAUACAGAUUAUCAGGCAAUUGUCUUCAGCCGUGUCGUUUCCUGUGCAGAUAUCUUCUCGACAAACCGAUAAACUUUCAAUCCGUGUCGACGGCUAGAGCUACCCUCGACGCGGCUCAUCAGUACCUUAAUCCGGACUUGGCACGCCUUGCCGUUGAGUAUCUCGAAAGUAAUUUGAACUCGAACACCGUGCUCGAAAUCUAUCAGGGUAUCAGCCUCUACGCGAACCAUGUAACUUCCGGUCUCAAUCAGACAUCCACGUUUGGCUCACCUACCGCACCUCCCACUCCUGGUGACGACGCUGGUGAAAUAGCUGCAGUGUGUACGCGACUUCUUCUGACUUGCCUGGAUGUAAUCGACUCGGACCCAGAGGCGGUUUUCAAUCAAGAACGUUUCGAAGAGUUGACCGCGGUUGAAGUUGAACAAUUAGCAUGCCGAGACACCCUGAGGUUGACAAACGAAUCGACCCUUUUUUCCGCAUUGGACAGGUGGGCUGCGUCCGAGUGCAGAAAACAGGGGGUGGAAUUAUCAUCCAACAAUAAAAGAACCGCACUGUCCGAUGAAGUCUGGUACAGUGUUCGGUACCCUCUUAUGAGCGACAGGGAGUUCAUCGAGGGUCCAAUGGCAAGCGGUAUUCUGACCAGCGAAGAAUGCGCCUUCAUUGUCACCAAAAUUUUGGGACAUACUGAAAAUCCAGAGGAAGAGGUACGUCUGCUCCUUCGAAAUUCGGUCAGCGGUCCACUGUCCAGGCUAUCGAGCACCCCAAGGAUCGGUGUUAGAACUUAUAAGGAUCAAAGUUGCAAAAUGUCGAAACCUGGAAAAAAGGAGUGUCAGGAUAAUCGAAAGAAUAGAAGAAAGGAGUGCGCAAACCAGGGACAAAGGACUUGUGCCAGAAUAGGCAACUGUCUGGUACGAGUUCUUGCCUGUAUUUUCGAUUGAACGACUUUCAAAGAAACGAAGAAACAUCGAAGAAAUUUACAGAUUGUUGAAUCUCCCACUGAGAAUGAACAUUUUUCUAAUACUUUCCUGAGUCUCUGCAAUUACUAUUGUACGUAAAAGUUUUAUGCUUAUUUGAAUUUUUCAAAGUCCACCGUGGGUUCCUGAAACCACAAAAUUCUUAUAUCUAAGAGAGUAGAUCUACGUAGAAGCUAUGGUUCGUCUCACAGAGCGUAGAUCUUCGGCUUUCGGUACCAUCGUUUUAAAUACUAAAAUUCGUACACAUCGCUGGUAUAUCAUUGAGAAUUCUUGUUAGACAGGUUUCUUUUAUUUAUUUUUUUUGCGAAUAAUCGACGAACGAAAGAGCUGAAAGAGGCUGAAAUUUUAAUCUUUAUAAUGAUUUUUUUUCUCUACCUCAAUGAGUUUUCAGAAAUAAUGUUCCUCCUCGCUGUUGGCGUAACUUGGACCUUCUUCUGGGGCGAGCCAGGUUUUUCAAAAAUUUAGAAAUUUAAAAAUUUUGGUAUUUUGAAGUUUUGAAAUGUUGGGAUCCUAAGUUUUAGAAUUGUGAAGGUCCAGAUUUUUAGGGGGGCCAAGCCCACCCUGGCCCCUACCUCGUUACCCCAAUGCUCCUCGCGUAAUAAUUUCUUAAGAGAGAUGAAAGGCUUUUAAACGAUUCAAAGGUGUUUACGUUCUACGAAAAUAAUUCUAUUACUUUUCUUUUAUGUCAGACUUUUCCUAUAUGUAAAAAUAUUUUCAAUAUUUUGCGACAAAGCCAAAGAAGAGAUUUACUUAGAACCACUGAACACGAUAGAAAUAUUUUUAUAACUGCGUUUUUAAAUUCGAAAAUCAUCAAUUUUGAAAGAAACUAUGGAAUAUAUUUUAAAAUAUGUAUAUAUCAUUUAUAGGAUCAAAUGAUACAAUCACGUAUUAGAAUAUUAUUGUCUUUAUAAUUAGGCUUCCUUCGUUAUUCUAAAUUCAAAAUUUUUAAUGCUUUUUGUGUAUAAGUCUCCAGAAACUGUUCAUAGUUUUUAUAUCUUAUGUAACGAUUGAAGACUGAAAAUUCUAAAUGAAAUGAAGCUACGAAUUAUUCACAGAGGCGAGUUUAAGUUUUUACCCUCCAAGUUAUCAUAAUCUUUAAUUAAAAAAGAGAGAGGGGAAUAGGGAAUAAUGAGUAAUUAAAAUACUAAAUUUGGGAGUAAUUUCUAAAGGUAUUUUUUAAAAUUUAUUCAUGCCAAUUUUAAAAAAAUUAAAUACUUAAAUUCGCCUCUCAUUAUUCGUGAGGAUAUCAGUGAAUAUAUUUAGAAUUUUCAGUUUUUUAGUGCCACUAUUAUCGUUAAUUGAGGCAUAGUCGCUACGUUUGUUGUGUUCAUAAUUGCUGUUCAGAGUAUAUAGCGUUUAAAUGAUGAGUUAUAUAGUGAAACCAUGGCUGGUCCGUGUGAAUGUGCGAUGUACAACAACACAGACAUGAUUUUUUACAAAACUUUUCUACUUCAUACUUUAUGCGAAUCACUAAUGUCUGCCUAUGUGAUUCAAAUACUUUUAUGCAUCUUUGAUGGUCAUCAUUGGCAUGAUCUUUUUGAGGUGUUAACAUCGAAUUAUACCAACACAAAUAUUGUACGAAAAAUCAUGUUAUAGGAGCGAAGUCUAUCGUUUUUGCGUUGAUAUUCCUAAUCUUUUAACUUGUACCUUGCGCCAUAUUUUGAAUGGUUGUGUAGGGAUGUGCUGUCGUUACCAUUUAUGUGUUAGACAUUAAAUAUCGUGUUGCUAUUUGAUCGAUUAAAUUUUAUUCGUUGCAACGUUGUGCUCUAAUUUCGUUCAGAUUGAAUGUUACCUUAAUAUGAGCGUCACUGAGUCUAUUGUGUGUUACUGAUUAUUUAUAAAUUGAUAGAUUAUUGCAACAUAAUUAUCUAUUCAAAUUGAUUAUUACGAGGCGGUUGAAAGUAAGAAAGUUCAUUUUAAAACGAAACAGCUUCUUUGUACAUGCGUGUCGUAAAUCUGUUAAUUCGUUUUAUAUUUUUCAUAACAGAAUAAUCUUUCUGUAUUAAGCCAAAAAAUAUUGACAAAUAAAUGCUACGUUUUAUGUA
Messenger RNA from Osmia lignaria (orchard mason bee), 4345 nucleotides. RefSeq names its product BTB/POZ domain-containing protein axundead (gene axed). Lineage: Eukaryota; Metazoa; Arthropoda; Insecta; Hymenoptera; Megachilidae. Gene Ontology annotation, biological process: neurogenesis. The record is from RefSeq and is a predicted model, not a curated record. Gene Ontology annotation, cellular component: cytosol. Gene Ontology annotation, molecular function: protein binding.